Messenger RNA from Angiostrongylus costaricensis, 471 nucleotides. Lineage: Eukaryota; Metazoa; Nematoda; Chromadorea; Rhabditida; Metastrongylidae. The record is from the annotation of a GenBank genome assembly.
AUGAAAACCGAAGAUGCACUGGAAGACAUGCCGAAGGAGCGAGAGGACAUAAUUCAAAGCAAGAAAGCCACUUACGAGAUCAUGGAGGUAAUCGGAAAAGGCUCAUUCGGCGCCGUAUUUCGAGUGCGACGACUAGAAGAUGGUAAAGAAUUGGCAAUGAAAUGUGAAUCGUAUAAAGUAAAAAAGCAGAUAUUAAGGCAUGAAGCUCGAGUACUAGAAGGGUUGAGAAAAGUACAAUCAGUUCAUUUUAUUAGUUACGAAGAUCGUGGAAAGGUCACUGGACGGUUUAUGUUCGUUAUACUUAGAUUGUUGCAGUGCGGGUUUUUGCAUCGAGAUAUUAAACCACCAAAUUUUGCAAUAGGACGAGAAGAAGACGGCAGUGGUCAUACCAUUUACAUCCUCGAUUUCGGACUUUGUAGAAGAUAUCGGUACGAUUUUGACAACGGCAAUCAUCAAACAGCUUUCUAUUAA